UCCUCCCCCUGUGCCAGUUAUAAAAGUGGAUGUGUGUGAGACACUGAUGGGACUUCACUCACAGAGAUCUCAUUAUAGGCACACUGUGAGGACCAUCCGGCUCCAACUUCUCUUGCAAAAAGGACAAACCAAACAGCAGAAUGCGCGAGUGUAUCUCCAUCCAUGUCGGCCAGGCUGGGGUCCAGAUGGGCAACACCUGCUGGGAGCUGUACUGCCUGGAGCACGGCAUCCAGCCGGACGGCCACAUGCCCACCGCCAAGCCCGCAGGAGGCUACGACGAUUCCUUCACCACCUUCUUCAGUGAGACCGGCACUGGAAAGUAUGUGCCCCGGGCCAUCUUUGUUGACCUGGAACCUACUGUCAUAGAUGAGGUCCGCACGGGCACGUAUCGCCAACUCUUCCACCCAGAACAGCUCAUCUCUGGAAAGGAGGAUGCUGCCAACAACUACGCCCGCGGUCACUACACCGUUGGAAAGGAGCACAUUGACUCUGUACUCAACAGGAUCCGCAAGCUGUCUGACCAGUGCACUGGCCUCCAAGGGUUCCUGGUGUUCCACUCCUUUGGAGGAGGUACCGGCUCUGGCUUCACCUCUCUUCUGAUGGAGCGUCUCUCUGUUGACUUUGGCAAAAAGUCCAAGCUGGAGUUCGCCAUCUAUCCGGCUCCCCAGGUGUCCACCGCCGUGGUGGAGCCGUACAAUUCCAUCUUGACCACGCACACCACCCUGGAGCACUCCGACUGCGCCUUCAUGGUGGACAACGAAGCCAUCUAUGACAUCUGUCGCAGGAACCUAGACAUAGAGCGUCCGUCAUACACCAACCUGAACCGACUCAUAAGUCAAAUUGUCUCUUCCAUCACGGCCUCGCUGCGCUUUGACGGCGCCCUGAAUGUGGACUUGACAGAGUUCCAGACCAACCUGGUGCCCUACCCGCGCAUCCACUUCCCUCUGGCGACCUACGCCCCCGUCAUCUCAGCAGAGAAAGCGUACCAUGAGCAGCUCACCGUGGCGGAGAUCACCAACGCCUGCUUUGAGCCAGCCAAUCAGAUGGUGAAAUGCGACCCUCGCCAUGGCAAGUACAUGGCAUGCUGCCUGCUGUACCGCGGCGAUGUGGUGCCUAAAGAUGUCAAUGUGGCCAUCAGCAACAUCAAAACGAAGCGCUCCAUCCAGUUUGUGGACUGGUGUCCCACUGGCUUCAAGGUGGGAAUCAACUACCAGCCCCCCACUGUGGUUCCUGGAGGAGACCUGGCCAAGGUCCAGAGGGCCGUGUGCAUGCUGAGCAACACCACCGCCAUCGCUGAAGCCUGGGCCCGCCUGGACCACAAGUUUGACCUGAUGUACGCCAAGAGGGCCUUUGUGCACUGGUACGUCGGCGAGGGCAUGGAGGAAGGAGAGUUCUCCGAGGCCAGAGAAGACAUGGCCGCCUUGGAGAAGGACUACGAAGAGGUGGGCGUCGACUCAAUGGAGGACGAGGAAGAGGGGGAGGAGUAUUAGAACAGAAAGAAGAGCGUGUUGUGGACUGAGCAGCUUCAUUUGUGAUACUAACAAGUCAGACCUGUUUAUGUCUCCCAAUUCAUCAUGUCCUGCUUUUGUUGACAUCAAAUUUGAGAACCGAAGGGGUCAUUUCUAUAAAAAAUAGGUCAGUUUAUGUCGACAUGUUAACAUCGUUAUCGCAAAACGUUAAAGCUGUACAAUUACACAGCAUUCAAAUAUGCACAGUAACUUCCUGUUCAGUGCAGAGUAAACUUCAAAAUAAAAGCAUUGGCAGUAUUAACCUGCAUUCAAACAAAAUGCACCCAUAUUUUUUUUUAGAUGGUUAGCCAGAUUAGUGUAUGUAGAAAUGCUUUGUCGUAGUCAAGACAUACGACACAAUGACUGCUGGAUAAAAGUACUAAAUAUCCCAUGAAAACACAAGAAUAAAUAAAGGUAUGCACAAAUGACAUCGACAAACUUUAUUAUCACCCAUUCCCCUUAUGUGUGCGUGGCGAAAGUCGCAAGUCAAUACGCAAGCAAUGGCUGGUUUCCACGUGAGUCAACCAGUCCGAGGGGGCGUCGACAUAAACAGGUUGUUCUGCAUCUACAAAUGUAUAAGCUCCUUCCCAUCAGUUUGCUUUUCUUGAGCUUGACUCUCCUUGGAAGGUCGGAACAUGUUUGUGCCUUCUUUUUCAAAUAAACGUGUUUACAAUCAACAA
Molecule: messenger RNA, 2188 nt
Organism: Dunckerocampus dactyliophorus (ringed pipefish)
Lineage: Eukaryota; Metazoa; Chordata; Actinopteri; Syngnathiformes; Syngnathidae
Product: tubulin alpha chain-like
Exons: 4
Coding region: 141-1490 (449 amino acids)
Biological process (GO): mitotic cell cycle; microtubule cytoskeleton organization
Cellular component (GO): cytoplasm; microtubule
Molecular function (GO): GTP binding; structural constituent of cytoskeleton
Source: RefSeq, a predicted model, not a curated record